This is a messenger RNA of Blastocystis hominis, 1413 nucleotides long. RefSeq lists its product as hypothetical. The transcript has 2 exons. The record is from RefSeq and is a predicted model, not a curated record. The coding region runs from base 118 to 1413 and encodes 431 amino acids. Lineage: Eukaryota; Bigyra; Opalinata; Blastocystidae.
AAACUAUUCAGUUUAUAACAAAUCUCGUUUGUGCCCCAAACAAUCGUUUAUAGAAGACUUUCUAUUUAUAUAUUUAAAUUGAGUAAGCCUACUAACUCGAAGAUUCAUGUAUAGAGUAUGAAUUCAGCUCAAAGUGGAAACUUAUUAAAACUUGGCUCUUUGGAUAAGCCCGUAAGAGCUUCGAUGGAUAGUAACGUAAUCCCCUCCACUACUUCGGGUUUGUCUAAAUCCUCUCCGUCUGGGCUUGCUACAGUGAAGCCCGGUCAACCCGGAGAGCCAGUAAAGGAACAGGAAGAUUAUCCCCAUUAUGAACCCUUCUAUCGAGCGAGUCCUUUUGCACAUCCUGUUAUGCCCACCAAGAACUACGAUCCUCCUGAAAAAUGUCAUUAUGUCAAUCGUGCAACCAUCAUGAAACAUCCGCCCAUUGCCCCUGCUCCAAUUCCAGGAGAGUAUCCUCGCGGCUUCUCUGACGAAACCAUUCAGUAUGUUUCGGACCUCCGCAAAAGAAUCAUGCCCUUCAUAAAGUUCGAUGUCGUGACCAAUCCUCCCCCUGAGGUGGAAUACGACGUGGGAGGGUUCCAGCGUCCCAAAGUCGAAGUGGACAUCCCUCUGGAGUUCCUCCCUCCCGACCCAGAGCGCGUCAAGAAGCAAGAGGAGGCCAAGACCAAGUCCGAAGAGGCCGAGAAAGCAAGCACAGCCUCCCAGUCCUUCGUGGUCGAAGCCGAAACCAAAAUCGCUCAAGCCGAAGCCAAGCUCUCCGCCGCCACCGCCGAAUCCGAUUCCCAGGCCUUCGCGAUCGCGAAGGAAGUCAUCGAAGCGGUCGCCAAAGCGCGGCCGAAGCUCACCGAGGCCACGCAAGCGAAGGAAGCCGCCGUCCAGGCCGCGAAGGCCUCCGGCUACGUCAAGGCCUCCGAGUUCGCAGACGCCGCGACGCAGUCGGUGGCGGGAGUGGAAGACCUGCAGUCGCGCUGCUCGGCGGUGGAAACGCGCGCGAAGAACGUGCAGACCGAGGUGGAGAAGCGGAGGGCGAUGCGAGAGGCCGUGGAGCUGGCGAGGAAGGCGAUGGAGCUGGUGCUGGCGGCGAACGAAGCGGCGAGUGAAGCGGAGAGAAAGAUGGGAGAGAUCGAAGAAGCGAUUGAAGUGGAAAUCGUGGAAGCGGCCUCGCGGUCCAUCGCGGAAUCGGCGCGGACCGCAGAGUCGAAGGCGAACGAGGCACAGCAGAUGUGGGAGAGAGCGAGGCAGGCGGCGCAGAGAUCGGGGAAACAAGAAGCGAACGACGCGGUAAAUCAGGCACAGCAGAAGAUCAAUCAGGCACAGUCCGCGGUGGAGAGGGCGAGAGAGGCACAGAACAAUGCACAGGAGAGAGCGGAGUUGAUGAAGAAGGGCUGCAAAGCGUGUUGUGUUGUUAUGUAA